Messenger RNA from Girardinichthys multiradiatus, 443 nucleotides. It is a transcript of the gene lyrm9, whose product is annotated as LYR motif containing 9. The coding region runs from base 183 to 416 and encodes 77 amino acids. The record is from RefSeq and is a predicted model, not a curated record. NCBI's taxonomy places the organism in Eukaryota, Metazoa, Chordata, Actinopteri, Cyprinodontiformes, Goodeidae. The transcript is spliced from 4 exons.
UGCGGUAAUGCUGCCUGACGCUGGUGCCAACCGCCACAUAACACAAGAAGAAGAAACAUGCUCUCUGAAGUCUAAUCCUGAACCUAGCAUCUUGUUUUAAAGCGUUACAGUGUGACUUCGGGGAGUUAAUGAGGAUGCUGGAUAUCUGCUGACAGUCUGCCGUCCAGAACACAGUAGAAGAAAUGGCGCCUUUAGUUGGAGUGGAGCUGAUCCAGACACCUGUGCAGCUCUAUCGAUACCUGCUGAGAUGCUGCAGGCAGUUACCGUCCUCAGCCAUGCAGCAGCAUUAUCGGCAUGCCAUACGACAGGGUUACAAUAGCCACUCAGAUGAAGACGACCCAGAGAGGAUCCAGAUGAUCAUCCAGAGAGCCAUCAAAGAUGCAGAAUGGAUUUUACAUCAAUAUACAAAGAAGUAGCAGUCUCCAUUGGACAUGAGGACAUAC